AUGAUACCUUCAUCUGUUCCAAAUGAAUUGCAGAAUUUAACUCAGAUUGAGGAAAUGUUAAUUGCUCGUGCUUUGCCUAUUAUGAGAGUUUAUAUUAAACCUGGCGGCCAACGAGGUUAUUCAGGGCAUUGUAUUAAAUUGGCCCAAAAUGUCACAGAACUUGCAACAUCUUUGCCAAGGUAUCCCAAAGACUUAACUGUGAUUAUUGUCAAAGUAAAAGGUAAAGAUAACACAUUCAGAGAUGUGACAGUGCGAAAGCAAAAAGUGCACAAUGCCUUAGUUUGGCUUAUCAAUAAUAACCCACAUUAUUCUGAGUUAACAAUUAAUGAAGAAACAUUAAAUUCAUUACCUGAAAAUGGUGUACCACCAGGUCUUAUGACUGUUGAGACUGAUGAUGAUAUAGUCUCAGAUGACGAUUGUUCUCCUGAUGUAGGUCCUACUGAUAAUCCAUCAGAAGAUAUUGUUUAUAAUGACUCUCCUGAAAUGAGUAGUUUUUUACCUUUUGGCGAACAACAACAACAGGAAAUUGAAGCUGUUAGAAGUCAGCUUUCUGAAAAUGAGCCAAUGCCAUGGCCCUCGGUUGAAAAUGAGCCAUUAAAUGAGUAUCAG
This is a messenger RNA of Paramuricea clavata, 609 nucleotides long. The record is from the annotation of a GenBank genome assembly. NCBI's taxonomy places the organism in Eukaryota, Metazoa, Cnidaria, Anthozoa, Malacalcyonacea, Plexauridae.